Molecule: messenger RNA, 787 nt
Organism: Terrapene triunguis (Three-toed box turtle)
Lineage: Eukaryota; Metazoa; Chordata; Testudines; Emydidae
Product: chondroitin sulfate N-acetylgalactosaminyltransferase 2-like
Exons: 1
Biological process (GO): cellular response to BMP stimulus
Source: RefSeq, a predicted model, not a curated record
AAAAAAAAAAACAAAAACAAAAAAAACCAUGGUUUCAUUCCCUUUUUAAGUCUUUGUGGGCAUGCUCUUGGAAAGGUAUGAAAAAGAAAAUCCGCUUUUUGGUGGGGGACCCGAAAUCUUAUAAGAAUGCCCAGAAGGGGUUUAAUAUUUCAAGCCAGGACCCGUUGGCUAUUGGUGGGUCUUGCCUUACUAUUCAGUUUAAUGUUGUUCAUGUACCUGCUUGAGUGUGCUCCACAAACAGAUGGCAAUGGAUCUCUGCCUGGCGUUGUAGGGGAGAACUUGGGUAAAGAAUAUUACCAAGCUCUUCUACAGGAACAACAGGAACACUAUCAAACCCGGGCUACUAGUCUGAAGCGUCAGAUUGCUCAGCUAAAACAAGAGCUUCAGGAAAUGAGUGAUAAGCUGAAAUUGCUGCAGGAAAAAAAGAGCCCAAGAGUCAAUGGCAUGGGCUACCAAGGCACCAAAGAACAAGCAUCCAAUGAUCUCCUAGAGUUUCUUCAUUCCCAAAUUGACAAGGCUGAGGUGAGCAUCGGGGCCAAGUUACCUAGUGAAUAUGGUGUCGUUCCUUUUGAAAGCUUUACCUCCAUGAAAGUGUUCCAGUUAGAGAUGGGGCUCACUCGACACCCAGAGGAGAAACCUGUUAGAAAGGAUAAGCGAGAUGAGUUGGUGGAAGUUAUUGAGGCUGGCCUAGAGGUAAUCAAUAAUCCAGAUGAAGAAGAUGGACAAGAUGAUGAUGAUGAAGGAAUAGGAGAGAGACCGCUCUAUAAUGAAAAUGAUUUCAUAGAAG